Gadus morhua (Atlantic cod) is the source of this 1293-nucleotide messenger RNA. RefSeq names its product bMERB domain-containing protein 1-like. Lineage: Eukaryota; Metazoa; Chordata; Actinopteri; Gadiformes; Gadidae. Gene Ontology annotation, biological process: negative regulation of microtubule depolymerization. The transcript is spliced from 3 exons. The coding region runs from base 351 to 566 and encodes 71 amino acids. The record is from RefSeq and is a predicted model, not a curated record. Gene Ontology annotation, cellular component: microtubule cytoskeleton.
GUCCUCAUCAACUCUUACUUCGCCGCUGACUCAGUGCCAGUCUAGGGUGACUCCACCACAGACGGGAUGAGUCGCUCUCCACACCUCAUCAGCAUCCAGCCCAACCCACUGCGUUGCAACUCUCGCGUGCUUUCCCUCCCCACGCCUCGCGGGAUCUCAUCCGGAGGCUGGGUGGUGAAGAUGCUCAGAGACGCGGGUCGCUGCUGCUGGAGGAACCUUGUUACCAGGCGAAACUGAAGCUUCUAGAAUCAGGGUCUAAAGAUCAGAGAGCAGGUCGAGUCAUCGUCAGAGAAGAGUUUGCAGUUACGCGAUUUGGGUUUGGUGAAUCCUGAUCACAUCGACGUCCCGAUAUGGAAUUAAAGAAAUCGAUUUCGGAUACGGAGCGCGCUUUGAGGAGCUACGGGGCCGUGUCCAACACAGCGUGGACCACAGACAAAGCUGGCCACUCUGACGUGUCCAUGGCAGAGAGUACGAUCUCCCCAGAUGAGAUCGAGGUGGAGAUGAACCGUAUCCAGAGGCUGAGGGAGGUUCUGGUGCGCCGGGAGUCCGAGCUGCGCUUCAUGUGAGUUUGGCUCUGGGUUCGAACGCUCUGAUGUACGCUGCAGUCCUGCUUUGUGUGCCACACCUAAACUGAUCUCCAUUCAGUUCUACUGUCUCUCUAUUACUAUUUUAUCACCUCUAACCUGGUCUCCAUUAGGACGUUUUCUUGAUGUUCUUUUGUGUUGAUUUUGUAUUAUUCAUUAAAAUAGGGACUCCAUAAACAUGAUCAUGGAUCUUGAUUGAUACUGUACAGAGAUUUACGCAAGACGUUCCUUGGAAAUCCUUUACACUUUUCCACAGGUGAUACAUAGUAAAGGAUUCCCUUAGACCCUCUGUGUGAAUCUAAAAGUAUAAAUAAAUAAAUAAUGUGCGUUACUCACAAUGUAAAGUGUAAAGAAACGUCAAAGUCAGUCACUUAUUUGCCUCAUUCCUUGUACACCACGAAGCAGGAGUCUCUAAGGCAUCCGAUACUCCGACCCAAACUCCUAACAGUGUCGGCAUCAAACGUAUUUAUGGUCGCUGGUUUCCCGUAUGGAUUUUCCCAUUAGUGCGACCAGUCAACGGAACGGGGGAAUCCUACCGGGGCCGGAAGUAACGUCACACUUUGGUGGGCCGUCGACCGGGGGGAGUGGGUUACACCCCCUUAACUUUAACGUCUGUCUAACAGAGACUCGUUUGUACCUUUCAAAAAUACGUCUUUAAACAUUCACAAGAUCAGUUCUUCUGAACGUUUUUCAGAAGAUCAGUUCUCUC